This is a messenger RNA of Olea europaea var. sylvestris, 615 nucleotides long. Its product is annotated as probable protein phosphatase 2C 73. The coding region runs from base 1 to 615 and encodes 204 amino acids. The transcript is spliced from 4 exons. The record is from RefSeq and is a predicted model, not a curated record. NCBI's taxonomy places the organism in Eukaryota, Viridiplantae, Streptophyta, Magnoliopsida, Lamiales, Oleaceae.
AUGUCGAGAUUAGAUCAUUUUAUUCUGUGGUAUUAUAUUGUUAAUGCAAUAAAGUAUGGAAAGAAAGACGAAAUAAUGGAGUUUAGGGGGAUAAUUGGGAAUGAUUUGUUAAUGAGAGAUCGAAAUUGGUGUUCAUGGUUUGGCAUUUACAAUCUCUCUCCAUUUCCUCUUCCAGUUUCUUGCACGCUCUAUAAUCUAAAGAAAAAAAGAAUUGUGCCAAUGGGGCAUUUAUCUUCAAUGUUCAAUGGAUUAGCAAGGACCCUUUGGACCAAGAAAAUGAAGAGUUUGAAGAAUGAUUGUGGGAAUUCUGAUGCUAGAGAAAUCUAUGAUAAAAAAAAUGCAAAAAAGAAUGACUUGAUACGAAGAUCAUCAGGCAUUAUCAAUGUCAAUGGGUCAAAGAAUUUUGCUUCUGUUUGGGAGGAAUUUGGAUGCCAAGAAGAGAUGAUAUUCUGUGGGAUAUUUGAUAGACACGGUCCGUGGGGACAUUUUGUCGCGAAGAGAGUUAGAGAGUCAUUGUCAUCGUCUCUUCUUUGUAAUUGGCAAGAAACGCUUGUUGAAGCUUCACUUGAUCCAUAUUUUGAUAUGGAAUUAGAUAAAAAGCUUUAUCAAGUUUAG